Effrenium voratum is the source of this 5352-nucleotide messenger RNA. Lineage: Eukaryota; Dinophyceae; Suessiales; Symbiodiniaceae. The record is from the annotation of a GenBank genome assembly.
AUGAUGGCACCGGCCGUGAUCCUGCUUCUGGGCUGGAUGCUGGUGCCGCUGACGAUGACACUGUUCUUCUCGUUCAAGCGAUAUCUUCCGCUGCGCGGCGACUCCCUCGAGCGGGGUCUCGACUGGGUCGGUUUCGAGAACUAUGCACGGUUCCUGAGUUCGAGUUCCUUCUGGCCCAGCGUCCAGGCGACGCUGGUCAUCGUCGGCGGCGUGCUCGUGGUUACCGUCGUGCUCGGCGUUCUGCUCGCUUUGCUGCUGGAUCAGCCAUUCUGGGGUCAGGGGAUCGUCCGCAUCCUGGUGAUCGCGCCUUUCUUCGUGAUGCCGACCGUGUCCGCGCUGGUCUGGAAGAACAUGUUCAUGGAUCCGGUCAACGGGAUUCUUGCACAUCUGUGGCGCUUCUUCGGCGCCGAACCGGUGUCGUGGCUUUCCGAUGCCUCGGUCCAGUCGAUCAUCCUGAUCGUGUCCUGGCAGUGGCUGCCGUUCGCGACGCUCAUUCUGCUGACCGCGGUUCAAUCGCUCGACAGCGAACAGCUCGAGGCGGCCGAGAUGGAUGGCGCGCCGGCGUUCGCGCGGUUCGGUUUCAUCAUCCUGCCGCAUCUGGCGCGGGCGAUCACCAUCGUGAUCCUGAUCCAGACGAUCUUCCUGUUGUCGAUCUUCGCGGAAAUCUUCGUGACGACCGGCGGGUCCUUCGGCACACGGACGCUCACCUAUCUGAUCUUCCAGCGCGUCGUCGACAGUCAGAACAUCGGCCUUGGUUCGGCCGGCGGCGUCUACGCCAUCAUCCUCGCCAACAUCAUCGCCAUCUUCCUGAUGCGCAUCGUCGGCAAGAACCUCGUCAUCACAACCGCCGUCGCAUGGGCGAUCGGACUGCUGAUCUUCUUCCCGAUCUACUGGACGAUCCUGACCAGCUUCAAGACGGAAGCCCAGGCGAUCAACGACCCGCCGCUGUUCUUCUUCUUCGACUGGACGCUGGAAAACUACGCCAUCGUGCAGGAGCGGUCGGACUAUAUGCGCUUCUUGUGGAACUCGGUAAUCCUUGCCGGCGGGUCCACGCUUCUGGGCAUUCUCGUCGCGGUGCCGGCGGCCUGGUCGAUGGCCUUCGUGCCGUCCAAGCGCACCAAGGACAUCCUGCUCUGGAUGCUGUCGACCAAGAUGCUGCCCGCAGUCGGCGUGCUCUAUCCGAUCUCCCUCAUCUUCGUGCAGUUCAACCUGCUCGACACGCGCAUCGGCCUUGUCGUGGUGCUGAUGCUGAUCAACCUGCCGAUCAUCGUCUGGAUGCUCUACACCUACUUCAAGGAAAUCCCGGUCGAGAUCCUCGAGGCGGCGCGGAUGGACGGGGCGUCGCUGCGCGAAGAGAUCCUCUACAUCCUGACGCCGAUGGCCGUUCCGGGCAUCGCCUCGACCAUCCUUUUGAACUUCAUCCUCGCCUGGAACGAGGCCUUUUGGACCCUCAACCUGACCGCGGCCAAAGCCGGGCCGCUGACGGCCUUCAUCGCCAGCUAUUCCAGCCCCGAGGGUCUGUUCUUCGCCAAGCUCAGCGCCGCCUCGACCAUGGCGAUCGCGCCGAUCCUGGUGAAGAAGAGGUUCGGUGAUGUCACCGUCAUCCCGGAGCUGGACCUCGAAAUCGAGGACGGGGAGUUUGUCGUUUUUGUCGGCCCUUCAGGCUGCGGCAAGUCGACCCUGUUGCGCCUGAUCGCCGGACUCGAAGACGUGACCGACGGCAAGAUCGUCAUCGACGGCACCGACGCGACCGAGGUGCCGCCCGCCAGGCGGGGCUUGGCCAUGGUGUUCCAGUCCUAUGCGCUUUAUCCGCAUAUGAGCGUGCGCAAGAACAUCGCAUUCCCGCUGCGCAUGGCCCGGCUCGCCCCCGCCGAACAGAAGCGCCGCGUGGAGCAGGCGGCCGAGGUGCUCAACCUGACGGACUAUCUCGACCGCCGGCCGGGCCAGCUCUCCGGCGGUCAGCGCCAGCGUGUCGCGAUCGGCCGCGCGAUCGUGCGGGAGCCGUCCGCAUUUCUGUUUGACGAGCCGCUGUCGAACCUCGAUGCCGCGCUGCGCGUUGGCAUGCGGCUGGAAAUCUCCGAACUGCACAAGCGCCUGAAGACCACGAUGAUCUAUGUCACCCACGAUCAGGUGGAGGCGAUGACCAUGGCCGACAAGAUCGUCGUUCUGCAGGCCGGCGUGAUCGAACAGGUGGGAUCGCCGCUCGAGCUCUACCGGCGUCCACGCAACACGUUUGUCGCCGGCUUCAUCGGCUCGCCGAAGAUGAACCUCAUCUGCGGGCCGGAAGCGGCCAAGCACGACGCCGCCACGAUCGGCAUCCGGCCCGAGCACAUCGACAUCUCGGAGACCGAUGGGGCGUGGAAGGGCACGAUCGGCGUGUCGGAACACCUCGGAUCCGACACGUUUUUUCAUGUGCAGUGUGACGGCUUGGCCGAGCCGUUGACGGUGCGGGCGCCUGGCGAGCGGGCCCUGAGUUACGGGGCGGAUCGACUGAUGCGCCUUGAGGGGAAGACUGCGCUGAUCACCGGCGCAGCGCGGGGGAUCGGUCUUGCACUUGCCGAAGCCUAUGCGCGCGAAGGGGCGCGGGUGGCGAUCGCCGACAUCGACAUCGGGCGCGCACGUUCCUCCGCUCAAGCAUUGGGCGAUGCGGCAGUGGCAAUCGAAAUGGAUGUCACGCGGCAGGACAGCAUCGACACGGCCGUCGCCGAAACCGUGGCCGCACUCGGCCGCAUCGACAUCCUGAUCAACAACGCCGCCGUCUUCACCGCCGCGCCGAUCGUCGAGAUCACCCGCGAGGACUAUGCGCGCGCCUUCGACAUCAACGUGGCCGGGACGCUGUUCACGCUGCAGGCGGUCGCACGGCACAUGAUCGAAGGCGGCGCAGGCGGCAAGAUCAUCAAUAUGGCCAGCCAGGCCGGCCGCCGGGGCGAGCCGCUCGUCGCCGUCUAUUGCGCGACGAAGGCCGCGGUCAUCAGCCUGACCCAGUCGGCCGCGCUCAACCUGAUCCGGCACGGGAUCAAUGUGAACGCCAUCGCGCCUGGUGUGGUGGAUGGCGAGCAUUGGGAUGGCGUCGAUGCGUUUUUUUCCAGGUAUGAGAACAAGCCGCUUGGCCAGAAGAAGAAGGAAGUCGGCGAAGCGGUUCCCUUUGGCCGGAUGGGGCGGGCCGACGACCUGACCGGGAUGGCGAUCUUUCUGGCCACGGACGAGGCCGACUACAUCGUCGCCCAGACCUACAAUGCGACACUUGGCCAAUUGCCGGCCUCCGUCGCGCGCCCGCAUUACGACCGGGGCGCGCUCCGCCCCGGCAUCGUCCACAUCGGCGUCGGGAAUUUUCACCGGGCGCAUCAGGCCUGGUAUCUGCACCGGCUGAUGCAGCAGGGCGAAGCGCUCGAUUGGGCGAUCAUCGGCGCGGGGGUUCGGCCCUAUGACGCGCAGAUGCGCGAGAAACUGCUGGCGCAGGACUGUCUGACGACGCUGAUCGAGCUCGAUCCGUCGGGGAAAUCGGCGGAAGUCAUCGGACCGAUGAUCGAUUAUCUGCCGAUCGAGGACGGCAACGGGCCGCUCAUCGAUCAACUGGCCGAUCCGGGCAUCCGCAUCGUCGCUUUGACCGUCACCGAAGGCGGCUACUACAUCGACCCGGUCAGCCAGGGCUUCGAUGCCGGCCAUCCCGACAUCCGCCAUGACGCAGCCAACCCGGAUCGGCCCCGAACCGCCUUUGGCGCGAUGGUCGCGGCCCUCGCGCGCCGUCGGGCAGCGGGCGACGGCCCGUUCACCGGACUGAGCUGCGACAACCUUCAGGAAAACGGCCGGGUGUUGCGCCGGACCGUCGUGUCAUUGGCCCGCCUGUCCGACCCGGAUCUGGCGGACUGGAUCGACACGCACUGCACAUUUCCGAACUCCAUGGUCGAUUGCAUUGUCCCGGCAACGGGAACGCAGGAGAUCGCGCUGGUCCAAGCGUUCGGUAUCGAGGACGACGCACCGGUGACCCACGAAGAUUUCCGCCAGUGGGUGGUGGAGGACGACUUCUGCGCCGGCCGGCCCGAUCUGCAUCGCGUCGGGGUGACCUUUUCGGACGAUGUGCACGCCUACGAGACGAUGAAACUGCGCAUUCUCAAUGCGGGGCAUCAGGUGAUCGCCAACGCCGGCGAGAUCCUGGCAAUCGGAACGAUCGCCGAAUGCAUGGCCCACCCCCUGGUUUCGUCGCUGUUCCACAAGGUCCAGCGAGAGGAGAUCGCCCCCCACGUGGCCGCCGUUCCCAACAUGACGCCCGCGGCCUACAUCGAUUUGGUCGAGCGGCGCUUCAGCAACACGGCCGUCGUCGACACGACCCGGCGUGUCGCGUUCGAUGGGUCGUCGCGGCACACCGGCUUUGUCCUGCCGAUCGUCCGCGAUGCCCUCGCCGCAGGCGCGCCGAUUGAGGGCUUGGCGUUGGUCGAGGCCCUCUGGGCCCGCAUGUGUGACGGCACGCGUGAGGACGGCUCGGCGAUCGCGCCCAACGAUCCGUUCUGGGACGAACUUGUCGGUGCCGCCAGGGCUGCCAGGGACCGGCCGACGGCAUGGCUCGAACAGCGGCAGUUCUACGGCGAUCUGGCUGGCAAUGAAGGCUUACGCGAGAGCUUUGCCCGGUGGCUCGGCCUGAUCUGGUCGGACGGGUGUGAAGCGGCGCUUGAGUGCUACGUCGGACACGCCUCCGUGACUUCGGGGCGCGCGGGCACGGGCCCGCCGGCGCAACUUGUGGAGCGCAUCGCCGCCCUGCCCUUGAAGGGACGGCGUCGGCUGGUGGCUAUCGCCGGCGCGCCGGCAAGCGGCAAGUCGACCCUGGCCGCGGCACUCACGGAACACCUGGCGCAGGCCGGCCACACAAGUGCGAACGUCCCGAUGGACGGUUUUCACCUCGACAACCGCCUAUUGGACGAGGCCGGUCUGCGCGCCCGCAAGGGCGCGCCCGAGACAUUCGAUGCGGGCGGGUUCGUCGCAAUGAUGCGCCGCCUGAAGUCCGAGGAAGAGGUCUGCUUUCCGCUGUUCGACCGUGGCCGGGAUCUGGCGGUGGCGGGAGCGGGCAGGGUGGGGCCCGACUGCGAUCUGGCGAUUGUCGAAGGCAACUAUCUGCUGUUCGACGAACCGCCAUGGAAUGCGCUUGCCCCGCUGUGGGAUCUGUCGAUCUGGAUCGAUACACCCGAGGAACUGGUGCUUAAGCGCACCGUCGAACGUUGGCUGGCGCAUGAUCACACGCCCGAGGCGGCACGCGCCCGGGCCGAGGGCAACGACCUCGCAAACGCGCGCCGGGUCGUCAGCGGGCGGCUGCCGUCGGACGUAACCGUUGCAGUGCCUCCGGACGCCGGGGGGCUCUGA